AUGAGCUACGGAGGCAACGUCGAAGGAUAUCUGCUUAAGAUUGACGGUGACGAAGCUCGUACGGUUUACUGCAUUCUCGAUGAGGGUAUUUUACAGUAUUUUUCGCGUAUGGGUGGCGAGCUGCUUGGAGCUAUUGCUUUGUCAGGAUCCAAGGUUGACGUGUUCCUACUUCCCCCAGUUGAUGAACUUGGUCAGGUGCCACACCAAUUUCGUGUUGACGCUCAAUCCCGAAACUUGCCCAAUCGUCGACGUAAUAAUAGGCAACCCAUGAAUGACGGCAAAAUAAGGACGAUAACUUUUGCCGGAUCAACGCGGGAAGUCGCGGACCAGUGGGCCAUCUCCAUCCUUAAUUGGAAUCGCUACAGCUGGGAGGACGGUCAAAUAAUUUGCAGUUCUAAGGACGAGUAUCGCAACCUUCAAAAGAUUAUCAGUAGGAGUGGCACGACAAAUGAAAAAACGACAGUCUGUAGUACCCAUUACAGUGAGCCCCGCAGUUCGUCCAUUAUAAAGAUGCACAUCUUCUAA
Molecule: messenger RNA, 525 nt
Organism: Plasmopara halstedii
Lineage: Eukaryota; Oomycota; Peronosporomycetes; Peronosporales; Peronosporaceae
Product: Pleckstrin homology-like domain
Exons: 1
Coding region: 1-525 (174 amino acids)
Source: RefSeq, a predicted model, not a curated record